Helobdella robusta is the source of this 1095-nucleotide messenger RNA. RefSeq lists its product as hypothetical. The coding region runs from base 1 to 1095 and encodes 364 amino acids. The transcript has 2 exons. The record is from RefSeq and is a predicted model, not a curated record. NCBI's taxonomy places the organism in Eukaryota, Metazoa, Annelida, Clitellata, Rhynchobdellida, Glossiphoniidae.
AUGAAUGCUCACUUUGCUUACAUAUCCAUUUUGAUGGUCGUCGUCGGUUUUGUGUUCUACCUAAAAAAUGAAUUGGACGUCAGUUACGAUGGCUUGGAAGCCCUGAAAAGAUCUCAGGCGGAAGAAGAAACAAAUUUUAAACAAAAGUUAAAGUUUUUCGACAGCAGUUUUGAAAAGUGCAAGAUGAAGUUGCAGGACACUGAGCAGAAGCACAAAUCAGAGCUUGAAUCUCUCAGCAAGAAAGUUGUUGAAGGUAAACAGGCCCUGGAAAAAUGCUCCAACGAUAAACAAUCCAUGGAGCAAAGUUUAAAAAAGGUCCAAACCUCCCUUGAUGCCCUACAGCACGAGAGUUCUCACUCUGAGAGGGAGCUUGCAAGUUGCAGGGGCGAGAAGGAUCACCUGAUCUCGAAGAUCAAAGAAGAUUCACAGAAGUAUGAGACGUGCAUGUCGACGAGCGCUCAGUGUGCUGCUGACAAGUCCCACCUGCAGAACGAACAUGAGAAGUUGAGAGUUCAGCUGCAGGAGUCAGCAGCAGCAUGUGAUGGUGCGAAGAACAAUGAGGCACAGCUGACAAACAACUUACGAGAGUGCCAGCAGAAAGCAAAUGUUCUUCAAGAUAAUGUCAAUCAGCAGUCUCAAGCUGCUACCUCGUGCAUCGAUCAGAAACAAAAGUGCGAAGCUGAAAAGCAAACUUGCUUGCAUGCAGCUGAACAACAAGCUGCUCAACUUCAAACUUUUUCUGAUCAGUUGCAGGCUCAAAAAGCAGCUGCUGAAAGAGCAGCUGCAGCCCAGCAAGAAGCUGAGGCAAGAGCAACUGCAGCCCAGCAAGCAGCUGCUGAACAGGCAGCAGCAGCUCAACAAGCAGCUGCAGAAAGAGCAGCUGCAGCCCAACGAGCAGCUGAUGAACGUGCAGCUGCUGAACGUGCAACAGCUGAACGAGCAGUAGCUGAACGUGCAGCAGCUGAACGUGCAGCAGCUGAACGUGCAGCAGCUGCACGAGCUGCUCAGGAGCAAGCAGCUGCUGAAGAAGCCAAAAGAGUUGCUGCAGAACAGCAGGCAGCAGCAGAGCAAGCAGCUAAAAAACCAGCUGCUUAG